This is a messenger RNA of Prunus armeniaca (apricot), 339 nucleotides long. The record is from the annotation of a GenBank genome assembly. Lineage: Eukaryota; Viridiplantae; Streptophyta; Magnoliopsida; Rosales; Rosaceae.
AUGAAAAGAUCAUUCUAUCACAUUCUACCUUCUCGUACCGCAAACCCUUCACCGCCGGACACCAUGGGUGAUUCCUUCGACUUAUUCAAGCUGGAACCUUCAAGCCCUUAUUAUCUUAGUAAUUCGGAUAAUCUAGGUUUGGUAAUUGUGCAGAAGCCCUUGAAUGGAGAUAACAAUGCGACAUGGUGUAGAUUCCUAACAGUUUCAUGGAACACCAAGAAUAAAUUGAGUUUUGUUCCUGGUCAUAGAAUCACGAAUUGGACAAUGGUAACCAGUAAAGACUGGUACACAUAUGUCUGCUCAAUUGGGAGAAUGGCUAGUCUCAAGUCAUUCGUGUAG